AUGGCUAUUGGACCUUUAUGGCUAGGCCUAUAUUCCGAAUGGCAACGUCUUGUUGACAUUGUUCGCAAAUGGAUUUAUGGCUCUAUUAGACCCUCUCUUCUUCAAUCUAUAGUUCGUCCCGAUGAUUGUGCCUUUGAUGCUUGGAAUCGUCUUGAGAAUAAUUUCCAAAAUAAUAAGACAUCUCAAAUUCUUCAUCUUGAGUCCCAAUUUAAUGACAUUUCUCUAUCAACUUUUUCCAAUGUCAAGUCUUAUUGCAAUGAACUUGAAACUAUUGCUACUUCUCUUAAUAAUCUUGGCACUUUCAUCACCGACACUCGAUUGGCUCUUGAAGUUCUUCAUAGGUUGACUUCGGAAUACAAAACUUUUCGGUCUUUGGUUCAACAUAUGAAUCCCAUUCCCUCAUUCGAUACUCUUCGUUCUAUGUUAGAAUUGGAAGAACGCUCCAACCAUAAACAUAAUUCUCCCGCUCAUGAUUCGGCCCUUAUUACCACAAACAAAGGUUCGUUUUCUAAAAAUUCCGCUCAUUUUAACAAUUGCGGCCCUUCCUACCACCAUGGUGGCCACCGCCACCCUCGUCGUGGCGGCAAGAACCACCGUGGCAGCCACCAUAGCUCCACCAGUGCCUCUGGCCCAUGGCAGCAGCAAUAUUCUAGGCCCAAUGCUUUUAAUUAUUCUCGGCCCAAUAGCAACUAUCAUGGCCCAUCCUCUUUUUGCUCUUCUCCUUAUUCUAGAUGGAAUUCUUGGGCCGGACAUCAUUAG
This is a messenger RNA of Amaranthus tricolor (Joseph's coat), 759 nucleotides long. RefSeq lists its product as uncharacterized. The record is from RefSeq and is a predicted model, not a curated record. Bases 1 to 759 code for a protein of 252 amino acids. NCBI's taxonomy places the organism in Eukaryota, Viridiplantae, Streptophyta, Magnoliopsida, Caryophyllales, Amaranthaceae. The transcript has 2 exons.